CUCAUCAUCGAUUUCAUCGCUGAGUUCUUGAGACUACCAUAUGUACCACCUUAUUUUGGUUCUCAAAACGUGAGCUUCAAGCAAGGGAUCAAUUUCGCUGUGUAUGGAGCAACAGCUUUGGAUCGUACGUUUCUUAUGGAAAAGGGAAUUGAAUCAGAUUUUACCAAUGUUAGUUUAAGUGUUCAACUUAACAUCUUCAAAAAAAAUUUACCUAGCCUUUGCGCCUCCUCGUCUCCUCAUGAUUGUAAAGAGAUGCUUGGAGACUCGCUGAUUUUAAUGGGAGAUAUUGGAGCGAAUGACUACGUUUACAUGUUUUUCCAAGGCAAAAGUAUCAAUGAAGUUGAAGAGCUAGUUCCUCUAGUCAUCAAAGCUAUCUCUUCGGCGAUUGUGGAUUUGAUCAAUUUGGGAGGCAAAACAUUUUUGGUGCCCGGAAGCUUUCCAUAUGGAUGUUUCCCCGCGUAUCUUACUCUAUUUCAGACCGCAAAAGAAGAAGAAUACGAUCCUUUUACAGGUUGCCUCUCAUGGCUCAAUGCGUUCGGAAAGAACCAUGAUGAACAGCUCAAGACAGAACUCAGACGACUCCGGAAACUCUACCCUCAUGUCAACAUCAUUUAUGCUGACUACUACAACUCUAUGUACCGGUUUUUCCAAGAACCUGCCAAAUACGGGUUUAAGGAGAGACCUUUGGGUGCUUGUUGUGGAGUAGGAGGUCAGUACAACUUCACUAUUGGUGAAGAGUGUGGAUACCAAGGAGUUGGGUAUUGUAAAAAUCCAUCUGAGUAUGUUAAUUGGGAUGGUUAUCAUUUAACCGAAGCAACGCACCAGAAAAUGGUUCAUGGCUUACUCAAGGGUCCCUAUGCAACUCCUGCUUUCGAUUGAUCCUGCCUUGGCUCUGCAUCUGUGGAUACAGAAUCUUCUACUAGUUGAAAGACAAAGUCGUUUUUCAUCAGUUAAAAUUAUUUUAGUGGUUCAAAUUUUUAUGGAAAUCCACUAAAUAUUAGUAGUACCUAUUAAAAUCAUCAA
Brassica oleracea var. oleracea is the source of this 1023-nucleotide messenger RNA. RefSeq names its product sinapine esterase-like. The record is from RefSeq and is a predicted model, not a curated record. NCBI's taxonomy places the organism in Eukaryota, Viridiplantae, Streptophyta, Magnoliopsida, Brassicales, Brassicaceae. The transcript is spliced from 5 exons. Gene Ontology annotation, molecular function: hydrolase activity, acting on ester bonds. The coding region runs from base 136 to 879 and encodes 247 amino acids.